AACAGUUUCAGCGGCGAAAAUGAAAGAAAUCAAAAUAAACUUGGUAAACUGACGAGAGAAACAGGAAAGGAUUCAACUUUUUAGGUGUUUGUUUGUUAUAAACGCUAUCUCUACCGUAUACGGAGAAAGUAUGAAUGGAUCACAGUUCUUGGAAACCUUGAAGCAGUUGGGUUAUCCUAAUGCUGAGCAGAUCACUGAUAAAACAUUUGAUUGGAUAUUUGAAAAUGAGGCCACAGUACCAUUUUUAAAUUGGUUCUGCACUAAUAUUUCUCAGCGGAAUAUUGUAGAUCCAAAUGUAUUGAAAGAAUACCAUGACAUUGAAGCAGGAGAUUGCAUUCUGGAUAAUGCCUUGAAGGCUGUUGCAACAUCUUCGGAUUCAUCUCUUUCACAGGAAUCACUUGAGGCUGAAGUAUCAAGCCUGUCUGAGAGAUUAGAAAAUUGCAAAAAGAAAAAGCAUCACUUAUUGCAACGAAGAAACAAACUGAGUGUUCGACACACUGCUUUAAGUUAUCGAUUGUCAAAGUUGCCGUCAUUGGAAUCUGAAGUGAAAAGCCAGUUUAAAAAAAGAUUGGAUCAGUGCCAUCAAACAAACAGUGAGGUGAAUUAUGGCCUCAAGGAACUGAUUGAAAGCGUCGGUCAACUCAACGAGUUGUAUAAACAGCGUGACGUGUCACAGACGUCCACGGAGAAAUCGGACGAUGGCGUCUUCCUCUCACAACUCAGUCUGGAUGAGUACUUCACAGCAGAAGAAAAGUUCUGUCAGCAUUUGAACGACUUUACAAAGAAACGCUUCUUCCAGGGUAUUGCUGAGGUUGCAGGCCAGACCGAAGAUUCUCGAUAUGAACUGUUGGAAGUGAGCGAUCCAAACAGUUUGCUUGUGAGAGGAGAAGAAGAAAAUGUGAAUGCCAGUCACAGUGACGAACUUAAAAGGUUGCAGCGGACGUAUCCCAAAAGUGAAUGCCAGCGGAUCAAUGCCCUGGUUGAUGAAAAAAGACUCAAAUCAAGUUUAUAUCAGCUGGAGGAUGUGCUACAAAGAUUACAGUUGGGCAGAUUCUCAAAAGAUAAAAAGACAUUAAGUGAUCAACUACAGAAGACACACAGUCUGCUCCAAGGUGUCCAGUGUGAUAUGGUGAAGCUGUCCGAGAGUCACCUUCCCCGACUGAUCCGCGAGUUGUCCGGGUUACAAGGGACGUGCAUUGUGACCGGUGACUACAUGUUAAAGCUAGCCAGGCAGGACUACUUCACGUCAAACCAGGAUCAGGUCAUACAGCAGUUGGUGGUACAGAGAGCUAGAACUGAUUUUUUGCUGAUGGCUUAUACGGCGGAGGAACGACACCACCGCGAAGUCCAGCAUCUACUGAUGGCCGUACAACUCAGGCUGAAGCAGCUUUUGUCAGGCUGGGAGAAGAGAAUGAAAAUGUUGGAGGACCCUGCACUAACCUCUGCAAGACACCAGCGGGGAACUAUCGAUUCUCGUGACAUGGCAACCACUCGACUUCAUUGUAUGCUAGAUGAUGAGAAGUCGAGUGAUCGCCAUGAGAAGCCGCUGUUUAUAACACUGAGUAGUUUGGUGGAGGCAGCACAAAGACUGGAGAAAAGACACGAAGCAGCACAGACCGCUUUAUCCCACACAUACGCCACACACGACAAGAAGGUCAAAGAGAUGGAGGACAGUUUGCUGAUGCUGGAAGACAAGAUAUACUCUGGGUCUAGCACGUCGGGCGGAGAACCUAUGCUGAGACCUCACCAGGUACAGGAGAUGAUGACACAACUCAAAGACAUUGUGCACAAGCUGCAAGCCACCAUCGUGAGUAUCGUCUCGGACUACAGCAGCAAACAGAAGACUUUGAAGAGUGAUGAGCUGCUAGUUAAAGAAAGACGGAUAUUUGAGUAUUUCUACACUAAGCCCAACAAACUACAACAGUUACUAGAUAGUGCUGCAACCAGAUUGCAAGCUCAACAGAUACACGCAGACUGAUCUUAUGACCAGCAAACUACAAGUGUUACUAGAUGGUGCCAUAACCCAGUUGCAAGCUCAACCCCGAUACAUGUAAACUAAUCUUAUGACCAGCAAACUACAACAGAUACUAGAUGGUGCCAAAACCAGGUUGCAAGCUAAACAGAUACACACAGACUGAUCUUGUGACCAACAAACUGCAACAGUUACUAGACAGUGCUGCAAUCAAGUUGCAAACUCAACAGAUACACCUAGACUAAUUUUAUGACCAGCAAACUGCAACGGUUAUUAGAUGGUGCCAAAGCCCGGCUGCAACCACAACAGCUACUUGUAGACUUAAUUUUAUGACCAGCAACCUCAACAGAUGGUUGACUAACUGAGUACAUGUUGACUAACUGAGUGACCAGGAAACUACAAAUUACUAGAUAGUUUCGUAGCCAUGUUAUGUGCACAAAAGACUGAUAUUCUAACUGAUACUAGUCUUCCAAUUUAUUAUUUAGUCCUGCUUUCCAUUAACUCGAUUCUGCGCAGGAUUUAUCGUGCCUGUUUCCGCACACAGAUAUGUGCAUUUCCAUAUCUUUAGGAUCAAUCCCCGUCGGUAGCCCCAUUGGGCUAUUUCUUGUUCCAGCCAGUACUCCACAACUGGUGUAACAAAGGCUGUGGUACGUACUAUCCUGUACUACCCUUGCUGCUAAUCGAAAAGA
Gigantopelta aegis is the source of this 2661-nucleotide messenger RNA. Its product is annotated as HAUS augmin-like complex subunit 3. The record is from RefSeq and is a predicted model, not a curated record. Lineage: Eukaryota; Metazoa; Mollusca; Gastropoda; Neomphalida; Peltospiridae. Gene Ontology annotation, biological process: spindle assembly; centrosome cycle. The transcript has 14 exons. Gene Ontology annotation, cellular component: HAUS complex; mitotic spindle; centrosome. The coding region runs from base 131 to 1978 and encodes 615 amino acids.